Suillus plorans is the source of this 1881-nucleotide messenger RNA. RefSeq lists its product as uncharacterized. The transcript is spliced from 6 exons. The record is from RefSeq and is a predicted model, not a curated record. Lineage: Eukaryota; Fungi; Basidiomycota; Agaricomycetes; Boletales; Suillaceae. Bases 1 to 1881 code for a protein of 626 amino acids.
AUGCGACAUGGCAAGCCGGAGAACGACGAAUGGACUCGACUUCUCAGCCAACUCUCAGGUGUCCGAAGAAACAAGCCGAAGGCCUUGCAAGCGCACCAACGAUGGUUGAAAAACCAUUUCGAGACUGAAAUUAAGUCACAUUUUCUCAAAAAGUGGCACAAGGCUGGGCUACCUAGCCGGAAGAUGGCGGCCUUCUGUGAUCAAAUCACUCGCAAAUGCUUUAAGAAACUGUCCAAAGAAGAACAGAAUGAUUGGAGGGAUAAAGCACAAGCCGAAGGUAAAGCUGCAGUCAAAGAAUGGAAGGACCAGCUUGAAGCUCCUCCUUCUACAUCUCCUGUCGAUAGGCAAGCGGCUCUGGAUAACCUGGCAGCUUUUGCUGGGCUGAUUAUUGCUGGCAUGUCCGAAACUCUCAGCAUGCACGUAUCCCUUCUAGUCAGUGGACCUGAACCUCAGAAGCAAGCUAAAGAGGAUUGCAAUUCCCGUCGCCUCCCAGAUGAUUCGGACAACCUGUUCACUAUUUCACAGGAAGGCUAUCAAUCCGAUGCCGAGGAUGAUCAGGAAAAUUAUCAAGUGAAUAAAUCAACAACGACCAAAUCUAGAUCCCACCGAAUGAAACCAAGGCAGCAAGUUACCAAACAGAGACGUGCUUCUCGGUGCAUGCCUUCUGAACCUUCUGAGAUGGACGAGUCGUCACUGGAAUCAUCUUCCUCAUCCUCCAGCUCAUCUCUGUCUUCCUCAUCUUCAACUUCAUCAAGCUUUACUGACAGUGAAGAAGAACACCAUGGUUCCAGACCAGUGUUACCAUUUUCACCACGCAAAGGAAACUAUGGUGUCACACACUUUGAUCCAUGCCACAAAGCAAGAGCUCGCAGGCAACUCAAUGCAAAGAGGAACUGCCAUACAUCUGAAGUCCCGGAUCAUGUCUCUGAAGCAUUGUGUCCUGUAUCUGAAGUGCCAGAUGACACGGAAGAAAUUGAUGAGCUCGAUGAGAAUGAUGCUCCUGACUCUGCCAUUAACGAUGCUGAGAUAACUGUCGAUCGCCCUCCUGUUCCACCUGCGAUCACAUCUCCCGCCGUGACCGAGCUGCCUGAUCACAACACCGUCGCCCGCCCACCUUUUGAUGACAAUGUGAUUGAUCCAUCUCUCAGAGAUGACCCUGGGAUGGCUAAGAUUCCUGAACUGGAUCUUCACGACACAACUCUCGACGAGCAUACAGUUAGCUCAACUCACACUGCAAAUGCUUCUUCUGAUGGCAACCUAUUGCUCGGCUUACCUACACUCCCACCCAGCCCGCCGUGGUUCAAAAAUCCAUUCCAGCAGUUGAUGAACCCCACCCCUACUUCUCCUCGGUUGAUCCAGUUGUUUGAGAAGCUGGUACACCUUGAGGAUGCAUCGAGCUUUGAGAACGAGAAAGCUGCCUUGGGAUGCGAACAUCAUCCGGUCGAAGUCCACUGGUGGAUUUCCCGUGGAUGUAAAGGGAAACCAACUAUACCCGAUCUCAAUACGUUCAUAUCACAAUGGUGGUCCUGGUGGCUCACGCUUCAACCGGAGUGGAGAAAAUGUCAAGCACCGACACUCUCGACACGUGCAAUUCUCCCUCGCACAGAUGACGGCAGUUGGGACUCCCUCAACAAACUGGGCGCAAAUGGCAUGCUUUCAGUUGUGGCCACCUUGAAAUGGUGGGCAGACAGUGCUGAUGGCAAAGGAUACAAGGACUUGCGCUGGGAAGACGCUCUAGACGAUGUCAUGUGGGUUUUGGACCAGCUCAUAGCAAUCCGUGCCAUGUUGAAAUCUAUGGCUUCCAGUGGUAACAAGAAAUGGGGUUGUUUCGAUACUACUCAGGCAAACACAUCAUCGAAGAAGAUGCGUAACCGACACUAA